Molecule: messenger RNA, 1326 nt
Organism: Aspergillus homomorphus CBS 101889
Lineage: Eukaryota; Fungi; Ascomycota; Eurotiomycetes; Eurotiales; Aspergillaceae
Product: putative longevity-assurance protein (LAC1)
Exons: 4
Coding region: 1-1326 (441 amino acids)
Biological process (GO): ceramide biosynthetic process
Cellular component (GO): membrane
Molecular function (GO): sphingosine N-acyltransferase activity
Source: RefSeq, a predicted model, not a curated record
AUGGCCACCGACGUCUCCUCUCCAGUCUCGCAAUCGGUCUCGGAACUCAAUGCCUGCGUUUCCACCUCUACCAGUCAUCACCGCCCGGCGGUCAAAGAAACCACGUUCCGCGAAUGGAUGCUGCAUAACCAGAUCGGGAUUACCUUGACCACUCUUGCCAUGCUCUUGGCCGUCCACCACCUCUACCCUUCCCUCAACCCCUACACCACGCCGUUCUUCCAGCUAUCCUACUACCAACCGACUUCGGGAGACUACCUACAAGGAUGGGAUGAUGUUUACUUCGUCGCUAGUUCCGCACUUGGCUUCAUCGCUAUCCGCGCCAUUCUCAUUGACUGGGUUUUGAGGCCUAUUGCGCAGCAUUGGGGCCUGAAACGCAAGGCGUCGCUUCGUCUGGCCGAGCAGGGCUGGCUCUGUUUGUAUUAUGGCUUCAUCUGCUCCCUCGGAAUGUAUAUCUGGUCCAAUUCCCAUCACUGGGGCGAUUUUAGCAAGAUCUGGGACCAAUGGCCGGCGCGAAAUGUCUCUGGCCUGAUGAAAUGGUAUCUCUUGGUGCAGUUGGCAUUUUGGGCGCAGCAGCUUCUCGUGAUCAACAUUGAAGAACGCAGAAAAGACCACUAUCAGAUGCUGACCCAUCAUGUGAUUACCAUUGCCCUCUUCGGUUCGGCUUACAUCUAUGGCUUCUACAACGUCUCAAACGUCGUGCUCUCGCUUAUGGACAUCGUUGAUCUUCUGCUGCCGACGGCCAAAAUCCUGAAAUACUUGAAAUAUGAAAUGAGCUGCAACAUCGCUUUUGUUGUGUUCAUGGUAACGUGGUUGAUCACUCGCCAUAUAUACUAUCCGAAACUUUGCUGGUCUAUUUACAAGGACGUUCCUGCCAAGAUGUCUUACGGAUGUUACUCAGGUACGACCGCGGAAAUGAUUUCCACCAAUGGCUACCCGAGCGCAUGGUCGUAUCUGGUCUCCCCAUUCAAGGAUCUCAACGGACCAAUUUGCAUGAAUCGCACUGUCAAGUGGAUUUUCCUUUCCUGUCUUCUGGCAUUGCAGCUGCUCUCCCUUAUCUGGUUCACUAUGGUGAUUCGCGUGGCUGUUGGUGUCAUCCGCACCGGUAAUGCCGAGGAACCUCGUAGCGAUGACGAAGGGGAGGAAGAGGAAGGGCACCCUAUUGAGAAGGAUAGCCUCAACGGGAGCACCCAUGCAAUCGACAGCUCCAACGCCGACUGGCGCCGAACGAACGGUGCCUCGGCGGUGCGUCCUCGUCGAGUUCGUCUUGGAGACCAGAGCGACCGCAAAGCACUUCUAGGCCGCAUCGGUUGCGACAAGCCCACAUGA